Messenger RNA from Anopheles coustani, 1878 nucleotides. RefSeq lists its product as uncharacterized. The transcript is spliced from 9 exons. NCBI's taxonomy places the organism in Eukaryota, Metazoa, Arthropoda, Insecta, Diptera, Culicidae. The coding region runs from base 141 to 1718 and encodes 525 amino acids. The record is from RefSeq and is a predicted model, not a curated record.
CACAUAUAAGACCAUGGUGUACGCUACUUGCAGGCACCAGUCCGUAUCGUGCAAUCAGUGCUGAUCGUCUAACGCUGAGAAACAUAUCAUCUCAGCGGUCAGUUGUGUGGCUUAGUUUGAUUUAAAAAGCGCUCAUAAUUAUGAAGCCCCUUGCAGUUGCCCUACUAUUGGCCACCGCCAUCGUCAGCGUUAGCCAGGCCGCUAAAUUCCCUGCCUCCUUUUCGCGCUGCAAACAGGAGGAUGGCACCUGUCUACUGGAAGCCAUAACGGCUACUUUCCGGAAUUUCUACAAGGGUGUGCCGGAGAUCGGGCUGGUGCCGCUGGAUCCGCUACGGAUCGACAAGAUGGACAUCGUGCAGGGCGACGGACCGAUUAACAUCGUGUUAAACUUCCGGAAGGUGGAUCUAACCGGAUUCCGGGAAGCCGAGAUUAAGAAAGCCAGCGGAUUUACUCCCAACCCAACCAAAAUGGAACUCAACUUGCUCGUUCCGGUGGCAUCGCUCGUCGGUGGCUACAAGAUCAACGGCAAAGUGCUGAUCCUCCCCAUUCAAGGCGAAGGCUCCAGCAACAUGACGAUGGCAAACUGUGACAUCAGCCUGAAAUGGACCGGCAAGCUGGUGGAAAAGAGCGGCAAACAGUUCUACCAGAUCGACAAGUUUAAGGUGCAUUUUGACACCACGCGGUUCUACAUGGACUUCACGAACCUGUUCAAUGGAGACAAGGCGCUCGGCGAUAAUAUGAACGUAUUCCUGAACGACAACUGGCAGGAUAUUUUGAAGGAACUGAAGCCCGCAAUCGCGGCGGCCUUUACGCAGAUUUUCGAGUCCGUUAUUGGCAACGUUUUCAGCAAGGUGCCGUACAGUGAGCUGUAUUUGGCUAAAUUACCGGAACGAUUUACCAACCUGAUCGUCGGUCACUACUUGGUAUCCGGAUUCUUCUUCGUGACUGAUAUCAAGAACCAGAAAGCCAAUAUGCAAGCUUCGGUGGCUGUACUGAUCGUUGGCACGUUGCUUGCUCCAGGAAGUGGACUUAAAUUGCCUCCAUCAUAUACACGAUGUAAUCCCGGAGACGACCCAUGCAUCACUCAAGCUAUAACGAACACAUUCCACAACUUUAAGGAUGGUGUGCCAGCACUUGGAUUGGCCUCAUUGGAUCCUUUACGAAUCGAUGCAAUGGACAUUGUACAGGGCGACGGUCCUGUCGCUAUUGAGCUGAACUUCAAAGAUGUGGAUAUUUCCGGCUUCAAGGAUGUCAUCGUGAAAAAGGCCAAAGGUUUCACGGAAUCUCCGCAUGUUAUGGAGAUGAAUUUACUAUUACCGGUAACUUCACUCAUUGGUAAAUACAAAAUCAACGGUAAAGUGCUUAUAUUGCCUAUUCAAGGUGAAGGGCACAGCAACAUGACUAUGGUGAACUGUGACUUUACCAUGAAGUGGAAUGGAGCAUUGGAGAAACGAAGCAACGGCAAGGAGUACUAUAAGAUGAACAAAAUUAAAGCCACGUUGGACACCACGCGGUUCUACAUGCAACUGACGAACCUGUUCAAUGGCGACAAGCUGCUCGGCGAUAAUAUGAACCAAUUCCUAAAUGACAACUGGGAAGAUAUUCUCAAGGAGCUAAAACCUGCAAUUAUUGCUUCUUUUACAAACAUUUUUCGUGCUAUAAUUGUUAAUGUUUUCGAGAACGUUCCUUACAAUGAACUAUUUCUAUCCAAAGCCUAAAUUAUGUUAAGCGCAGAGUAAUCAAUACAACGAAAUUGAAUGACCUUAGUUUUGUACAGAUUAAAAAAAUAUAAUGGUAAAUGUAUUCCUAAACUAUGGUACAACAUGCUCCAAAACUUAAUCUAAAUUUCGUCAAUAAAUGGUUCCUUCAAGUAACUUA